Messenger RNA from Gossypium raimondii (Peruvian cotton), 1301 nucleotides. RefSeq lists its product as uncharacterized. Lineage: Eukaryota; Viridiplantae; Streptophyta; Magnoliopsida; Malvales; Malvaceae. The record is from RefSeq and is a predicted model, not a curated record. The transcript is spliced from 2 exons. The coding region runs from base 324 to 860 and encodes 178 amino acids.
UUUUGAGCUUAUUAUAAACUUUUGGUCUAAAAAAUAAAACCCCACAAUGAAUGUGACAAAUGAAGGCACUAACCCACAUAAAACAAGCUACUCUCUUCUCUCUCCUACCCCAUCAAGUCCACAUAUUGCCAAAAUACAUUCACAUGUCUAUGUUUUCUUGUGAAAAAGGAUAAAGUUCCUCCACUUUUGCUUACAGUUGUAUCUCCACCAACUACUACUACUACUACUACUAUCCUCUAUCCACACUCCAAAACCCAUCUUCAACUUCAUGGUAAAUGCUCUAUAAGCUAUUCAUUGAAGCCAACCAUUCAUAGGGAAAAGCUAUGUGGAAGUUUGUCUCUCAUCUCCCAAAAUUUGCUGCCAUGAACCUAAUGAUUCUCUUCCUUUUUUCUUCUCUGUUCAUUAAGGCAUUCUCUUUGAAACCUGAGCCAGCAAAAAAUAAUGCCCAGAUCACUGUCAUGGGCCUUGUUUAUUGUGACAUUUGCUCCAACAACAGCUUCUCCAGACACAGCUACUUCUUACCAGGUGCAGAAGUUCAAAUAGCCUGCAACUUCAGGGCAUUUGUUCCAAAAACAAGAGAACAAGUAUCAUUCUCAGUCAACAGAACUACAGAUAAACAUGGAGUUUACAGGUUGGAAAUACCAUCAGUUGAUGGGAUCGCAUGUGCAGAGGCAGCCAUUGCAUCAUCUUGCCAGGCAAGCUUAGUUGGGACCUCAUCUACUUCAUGCAACAUUCCUGGUCACAGAAGCACCACUGAUCAGAUAGCUAUCAAAUCCAGACACCCCAAUCUCUGCAUUUACAGCCUAACUGCGUUGAGUUUCAGACCAUCAAAAAGAAAUGUUGCCUUGUGUGGGAAGUAAAGCAACACUCCUUUACAGCAUCCAUAAGAAUAUUUCUUUUGGCAACUUUUCCAAUUUAUCUCUUUUUAAACACACAAAAAAGCCUUUUGUUUUUGAAGAUAAAUCCAAUCUCCUCAUCGUUAGCUAUCCUGUGUGAAGGUUCUUUCCAUUUCUCAGUCUGCACAUAAUACAAGAGAUGGAGAAACCUUAAAUUUUAAAUACCCUUUUGCCUGGCAGCAUUACUUGGUGCUCUUUAUAGAAGAAGAAAGGGCAAUCUAGUACUAAGCAUUUUCAUCCUUGCAUUGUUUUUAUGCUUUGUGUGAGCACAGUAAAUUGUGCCCAGGUCAAGCAUGUGGACACACAUGAAUAUUUACCAUAUUUUAUUUGGAUUGGUUUUUAGUUACAGUGUAUGAAAUGUAUGAUGUCACCAAAGAUAUGAGUAACAACAGUCUUUUAAUGAAA